AGUGGUGCAGGCAUAGGAGGGCUUAUCCUCGCUAUCACGAUUGGCAAGUUUGCUGGGCGUGAUAUCCACAUAGACUUAUACGAAGCGCAUGAUGUCAUCACGACCGUUGGGGCUGGGAUUGUAGUCUCGCAACGUACGGCGGAGGUUAUGGUAGAACUCGGAUUGUAUGAAAAAUUCCCCCACCCUCCUCUAGUUAUGGUCUGUUUCGAGAACCUAUUGAGACCGGGAUCCAAUAUGCAUCGCAAGGAUCUCCUUGACAUUCUCACGCAAAGCAUUCCGUCCUCGUGCACUGUCCAAUUUAAUAAACGGCUUACCAAAUAUGAAAAGCAAUCACCAGGAUCACUCAUCCUCUACUUCGCUGACGACAGCACCUCGACCGCCGACGUGUUAGUAGGGGCAGACGGUAUCCGCUCAUCAGUGCGGAAGACAUUCUUCGAAGCACUAAGCCCAGACACCGUAGACCCAAGCAAGAUAAGACACUACAGUCAUCCAUCUUGGACCGGAACACUUGUCUAUCGUAGCGUCUUUCCAGCGGAGAAGCUCUCGAAAUUGGAUCCAAAUAACGUAGCUUUGAAGAAUUUCAUUAUAGUAAGUCCUCAGAAAGCGCACAUGGUCUCAUAUCCGGUUUCGCAAGGAACGCAGAUCAAUGUCGCAGCAUAUGCUUCUGAUGAACAGAAAGCUGGCACACCUUUUGAAGGCCGUUGGGUUUCAGAUGUAUCGCUAGAAGAGGUUGAGGAAGCAUUUCAGGACUUCGAGCCUGAUGCUAAGUGCCUUCUGAACGUAAUUUUGUUUCGAAAACCCUCAAGAUGGGCGCUUCACGUGGUAAAUGAAUUGCCGUUAGUCACUUGCGACAGAGUUGCGCUGAUAGGUGACGCGGCCCAUGCCAUGAUGCCCCACUGUGGCGCUGGAGCUGGUCAGGCAAUCGAGGAUGCUUUUGUACUUGGUCGCCUUCUUGCACACCCACUCACAACAUCGGAUAACGUGCCCGUCGCGCUGAAAGCAUACCAGGACGUCCGCCUCCCGUUCGCUCAAUUCGCAGCACGUGAAUCGAAACGUGCAGGAAAGAUGUUCGAUUUUCGUGCACCUGGUUAUUAUGAUGGGACAGAUCGAGGCAACGAACGAGAGGAGAUGGAGAUUCUGAAAGAGAAGAUCGUAGACCUAUGGGAUUGGGAAAGUAAAGGUGAAGGUGGUGCUGUUGCUGAAUGGGAAAAGGCAGAAAGGCAACUGCGGGAGGGUUCGUACAAUGUAGGAUAUGAGCUCAUCCUUUUAUGA
Molecule: messenger RNA, 1272 nt
Organism: Suillus subalutaceus
Lineage: Eukaryota; Fungi; Basidiomycota; Agaricomycetes; Boletales; Suillaceae
Exons: 6
Biological process (GO): secondary metabolite biosynthetic process
Molecular function (GO): FAD binding
Source: RefSeq, a predicted model, not a curated record